Prorocentrum cordatum is the source of this 621-nucleotide messenger RNA. The record is from the annotation of a GenBank genome assembly. NCBI's taxonomy places the organism in Eukaryota, Dinophyceae, Prorocentrales, Prorocentraceae.
AUGCGAGAGGCGGGCGUGAAGCUGCUGGCGGACGAUCUGCUGCCCUUCAGCGUGUACUGUUUCGACGGGGAGGCGUCGCGCAGAAAGGGCCACCGCCUCAUAGACCACCACGCCACCGAGAGCAGCAUGAUGCUCUCGAGAGAGUGGUCCGCGGUGUUCCACGGCGUGAAGAUUAGCCUCGACUGGGUCAUCCACGCGAUGCCCCUCGGUAAGCAGACGGGGGCCGCGUUCGCGUCCGUGCCCCUGUACGCCAAGAGCAUGAAGGACAACCCUGGGCACGUGGCGGCCGUGACCGGCAGGACCGUGCCGGAAGCGGACGUGGAGAGGUCCUCUGCCCUCCGCGACCUCCAGAGGGCCGCCAGGGUGGAGCUGCAGGCCGCCCUGCAGGAGGUCCAGCAGCACCGCUUCGACAUCCUGCCGGUCCUCGAGGCGACGUUGCCGCCCGCCCACAUCGCCGAGUGGGGCCUGGAGGGGGCCGCGAAAGAGCAGGGGGGCAUGUUCUUCGAGGCCCGCUUCCCGCCCGCGUGGUUCUUCGGCCAGAUCAUGCCGCCGCCCCUCGCGCAGCGCCCUAGGAUCUCCCCCCCCAAGAAGGCAUCUCCUUCUACGUGCAUCCAGGGCUAG